AGCACAGAGCCGGUGGGCGCCAUAUCACUGCACGGCUACUGUGCGGGGGUCGCCAACGAGACAAUCGCCGGUCAGUCCCAUGUGUUUCGUUUGGUCCGAUACGCGACGCCUCAGAAGUAUUUUUCGGCCAUCGAUGGCGAGACGGCUAUCCAGUGGGUGUCAACCAUCAACCAGUCGGCCACUCGUAUUAAUCAAAUACCCUUUACUUGA
Oppiella nova is the source of this 210-nucleotide messenger RNA. The record is from the annotation of a GenBank genome assembly. Lineage: Eukaryota; Metazoa; Arthropoda; Arachnida; Sarcoptiformes; Oppiidae.